AGUUCCGAAAAAUGUUAAGACAACUUAUUUUAUUAGCCAAAAAAGUAUUCUGUAUCGAAAAUUGUGCAAGAAAGUUCAUUUUCUUUCUAAAAGCUGAUCAGAGUAGAAGCAUUAAAUUUCAAAAUCAAAAUGAUGAGCUAUAAAGUGAAUUUUUGUGCUGUUCUUCUUCUCCUUUUGACAGUCACUAAUAAUGUAGAUUGUGGUGUGAUUGCAUUUGGAAUUUGUGAGGCAACGUGUAAUAAUCUAGCAACAGCCUGCUAUACUAAAAUUUAUGCGGGAAAAUAUCUGAAAGUUCUUGCAACUGGAUUUACUAUUGCGCCAUUAACUCUUGGUCUUGGAACACCAGUAGCAGUUUUAGCAUGUAAUGCAGCCUUUGCAGAAUGCAUGAGUUCGUGUGUUUUAGCUGGAUUAUCGCCACUUUUGUAG
This is a messenger RNA of Chironomus riparius, 426 nucleotides long. The record is from the annotation of a GenBank genome assembly. Lineage: Eukaryota; Metazoa; Arthropoda; Insecta; Diptera; Chironomidae.